GCCAUGGCGGCGCGCGCUGGGCUGGGCGCGGGGGUCCCGCCGCCGCCGCCCCCCGCGCUGCUCCCCGCGCUGCUCCUCGCGCUGUCGCUGUCGCUGUCGCUGUCGCUGCCGUCGGGGCCGCUCCCGACCGAGCGCGAGGCGCUGCUGGCGGCGGGGCAGCGCCUGGGCUGGCGGAACGUCUCGUGCCCGGCCUGUCGCUUGCUCUUCGGGGCGCUGGACCUGGCGCUGCAGAUGGAGCCCGCCGUGUCGCGCGUGGGGCGCGUGGCGUCGCGGCUGUGCCAGGACCUGCGCCUGGCCCGUGCCGAGAUCUGCCGUCAGGCCGUGCAGCUCUUCCAGCGCGACGUGGUGUCGGCGUGGGCGCGCUCGGUGCUGCGGCCCGGCGAGGCGUGCGGGCUGCUGCUGGGCCGGCGCUGCGGCCGCUGGGACAUCCUGGGCGCCUGGAACGUCACCCUGCCCGACACCCCCAAGCCCCCGGUGCGGCCGCCGCGGCCGCCGCCGCCCGGCGCCCCCACGGCGCGGCUGCUGUUCCUCACCGACCUGCACUGGGACCGGCGCUACACGCCGGGCAGCGACGUCGCCUGCCCCGACCCGCUGUGCUGCCGCGGCCCCGCUCGGCCCGGCCCCGGCGGCGCCGGCUUCUGGGGCGAGUACGGCAAGUGCGACCUGCCGCUGCACACCAUCGAGGGGCUGCUGGCGCAGCUGCCCGGCGCCGGCGCCUUCGCUGCCGCAUACUGGACGGGCGACAUCCCGGCGCACGACGUGUGGCAGCAGAGCCGGCAGGACCAGCUGCUGGCCCUGCGCACCGUCACCGCGCUGCUGCGCCGGCACCUGGGCGACCUGCCCGUCUACCCGGCCGUCGGCAACCACGAGGCCACCCCCGUCAACGCCUUCCCCCCGCCAUACGUGCGGGGCAACCAGUCGGCGGCCUGGCUGUACGACGCCAUGGCACAGGCCUGGCAGGACUGGCUGCCCCCCUCGGCGCUGCAGACCCUCCGGGCCGGCGGCUUCUACACGACAAAGGUCUGGCCGGGGCUGCGCCUCGUCUCGCUCAACAUGAACUUCUGCUCCCAGGCCAACUUCUGGCUCCUGAUCAACGCCACGGACCCGGCCGGGCAGCUGCAGUGGCUCGUGGGGGUCCUGGCGGCCGCUGAGCACGCGGGGGAGAAGGUGCACAUCAUCGGGCACAUCCCGCCGGCGCACUGCCUGCGCAGCUGGAGCUGGAACUACUACCGCAUCGUCAGCAGGUUUGAGGGCACCAUCGCCGCGCAGUUCUUCGGGCACACGCACCUGGACGAGUUUGAGAUGUUCUACGACGAGGAGACGCUGACGCGCCCGGUGUCCGUGGCCUUCGUGGCCCCCAGCGUCACCACCUACAUCAACCUCAACCCCGGGUACCGCGUCUACGAGGUGGACGGCGCCUACCCCGGCAGCUCCCACGCCGUGCUGGACCACGAGACCUUCAUCCUCAACCUGACCGAGGCCAACGCGCCGGGGGCCGCGCCGCGGUGGCAGCGGCUCUACCGCGCCCGCCAGGCCUACGGGCUGCCCGGCGCCUUCCCCGCCGACUGGGACCUGCUCAUCCGCCGCUUCCAGGACGACGAGCGGCUGUUCCAGCGCUUCUGGUUCCUGCUGCACAAGGGGCACCCGCCGCGGCAGCCGUGCCUGGCCGCCUGCAAGGCCGCGCUGCUCUGCGCCCUGCGCACCGGCCGCUCCGCCGACCCCGGCCUGUGCCAGCCCCUGCGCCCGGCGCUGCCCUUCGCCCGCGUCCAGGCGCUGUGGCGGCAGCGGCGGCUCUGCUGAGCCCCGAGCUCAAUAAAGGUGUGACGGACCCCGCGGCCACUGCCGGGCCCGGCCACACGCGCCACCGGCCCUGCGCCUCGCGUGGCCCCGGCAGGGAGGCCCCGGGCUGGUGGAA
This is a messenger RNA of Colius striatus (speckled mousebird), 1915 nucleotides long. RefSeq names its product sphingomyelin phosphodiesterase 1 (gene SMPD1). The transcript has 6 exons. Gene Ontology annotation, cellular component: lysosome. NCBI's taxonomy places the organism in Eukaryota, Metazoa, Chordata, Aves, Coliiformes, Coliidae. The record is from RefSeq and is a predicted model, not a curated record. Gene Ontology annotation, molecular function: acid sphingomyelin phosphodiesterase activity. The coding region runs from base 4 to 1800 and encodes 598 amino acids. Gene Ontology annotation, biological process: sphingomyelin catabolic process; ceramide biosynthetic process.